This is a messenger RNA of Heterostelium album PN500, 1779 nucleotides long. RefSeq lists its product as uncharacterized. Gene Ontology annotation, biological process: signal transduction. NCBI's taxonomy places the organism in Eukaryota, Evosea, Eumycetozoa, Acytosteliales, Acytosteliaceae. Bases 1 to 1779 code for a protein of 592 amino acids. The transcript has 4 exons. The record is from RefSeq and is a predicted model, not a curated record. Gene Ontology annotation, molecular function: 3',5'-cyclic-nucleotide phosphodiesterase activity.
AUGAAAACAGCAAUCCAAACUUCACCAUCGCUCAACAGCUAUAUCACACAGCAUGAAGAUAUAAGACCAUUAGCUUUCUCUUUGAAUAGUAGUACCAACAGUACAUCUAGUCAACAGCAAAUUCCAAACUCUCAACAAAACAACAAACCAAAAAGCACUUCUAGAAAACUGGAAAAGACACCUACAGAGCCAAACAAACACUCCAUCUCCUCUACUUUGAAAUUAAAAUCAUCAAAAAUAUCACUAAACCAAAACAGUCCACCAAUCAAAAAUUUAAUAAUCAACAAAGAAACUAAAUUUCUAAUCAUAGAUUUUGACAACAAAUCGAGAGAGCUGCUGGAAAUUUGGCUGAGAACCGAGGGUUUCAAUGUUUUUUCCUCAAAGAAUGUUGUAGAUUCACUCUCACUCUUGGAAAACAAUAGCUACGACUUGGUCAUCUAUGAUACCGACUCGAAAAUUGAAAACAUCGAAACUCUCACCAAUUCACAAAUAUUUUAUAUCGUCAACAAAAUGGAAUUCUCACAGUUCCAACAAAAGUCAAAUAAUAAACUGGAGUUCCAGUCGAAACCAGUGUCCAAAGGAAAUCUACUUUCACACAUCACCUACGUCUUGGAAAACAGAUUGAAAAGCUACAAACUGAAGGAAUACGAACAACUAGUCAAAGAGAAGGAAGAGGAGAUAGAAACACUUAAAUCAAAGGUUGGUCAAUUGAAGCUGGAUAAUGCCAAGAUUCACAAAGCAAUGGAACCACCAAUCGAAGCCAUCACCAACUCUCUCAAUGAAAUUCUAAUGGACACUUCACUUUCAAACUCCCCAAUCAAAAGAGAAUUGGAAAACAUUUUAUAUCAAAUUACAACCAAUACCGAUCUUUAUGGUCCAGCUGUUGAAAAACUAAUGAACCAAGAUAUCAAUCCAAUUGCCAAAUCCAUUUUAAAAACAUACUCUGCUUCGAAUAUUUCAGAUAGUGUUUCUCCAGCAAUUAGAAGCAAAGUAGUUGAAACUGAAGUUAUUGAUAUUGAACCAUUAAAAGUAUGGGGUUUCAAUCCAUAUUUAUAUACACAUGAACAAUUGAUCGGAAUGUUACAUAGAAUUUUUACAUAUUAUCAAUUACCAGAAAAACUAAGAAUACCAGAAUUCAAACUUAAUCAUUUUCUAUAUCAAGUGAGAUCAAUACAGAUAGCCAUCACUUGCAUCAUUUCAACGGACAUGUCACUCCAUUUCCCAUUGGUCACCAGAUUGAAGCAGAGACUGACGGAGCUCAAACUAAAUAAUCUGAAAUCACUCGAUAACUCGCUGCAGGAUAGAAUAUUCCUUAUGGAGAUUAUGUUGCAUGCAGCCGAUAUCUCCAACGUUUCAAAACCAUGGGAUGUAUCAAAGAUAUGGUGUCACAGAAUCAACGUUGAAAGUUUUGUACAGGGAAGAAUGGAGCAUCUGAAGGGUAUUCCAGUUACCGAUUGGAUGGAUGAAACUAAGACAUCGGUCGAAAAGAACUCGCUAAACUUCAUGGUAUACUUGGGUUCCGCUUUUUAUGAAUUAAUAUCAGAGAUGUUUCCUCAGACUAGAAUCUGCUUUGAGUACCUAAAGAACAAUGUUGAAGGUUGGACCAAAGUAUGUGAAGACAACAAACAUCUACCACAUUCAAAAACAAUGAAUAAUAAUAUUGAUAAUUAUAAACAUGUGAAUGCAAUGGGUACAAUCUAUAAUGUAAAUAAUAUAAAUAAUAAUAGUAACAAUAAUGAUAAUAAUAAUAAUAACGAAAAGUUAAUUCGAAAUAAAUAA